Messenger RNA from Penicillium canariense, 1620 nucleotides. Its product is annotated as glycoside hydrolase family 72 protein. Gene Ontology annotation, molecular function: 1,3-beta-glucanosyltransferase activity. The transcript has a single exon. The coding region runs from base 1 to 1620 and encodes 539 amino acids. Gene Ontology annotation, biological process: fungal-type cell wall (1->3)-beta-D-glucan biosynthetic process. Gene Ontology annotation, cellular component: cytoplasm; fungal-type cell wall. The record is from RefSeq and is a predicted model, not a curated record. NCBI's taxonomy places the organism in Eukaryota, Fungi, Ascomycota, Eurotiomycetes, Eurotiales, Aspergillaceae.
AUGAAGUACUCCGUCCUCGCCGGCCUGUCCCUCGUGGGCGCGGCCAUGGCCACUGUCCCUCCCAUUGAGAUCAAGGGCAAGAAGUUCUUCUAUUCCAACAAUGGCACCGAGUUCUACAUCCGUGGUGUCGCCUACCAGGCCGACUACUCCAGCCCAACCAGCGGCUCCGGCGGCUCCGGCAACAACUACAUCGACCCUCUCGCUGAUGUCGAGAGCUGCAAGCGUGAUAUUCCCUACCUGAUGCAGCUCCGCACCAACGUCGUCCGGACCUACGCUGUCAACCCCAACUCCUCCCACGACGAGUGCAUGAACGCCCUGGCCGAUGCCGGUAUCUACGUUAUCUCCGAUCUGUCCUCCCCCAGCGAGUCCAUCCAGUCCGAUGACCCCACCUGGGAUGCCGACCUGUUCACCCGCUACUCCGAGGUCAUUGAUGCCUUCGCCAAGUACCCCAACGUCAUCGGUUUCUUCGCCGGUAACGAGGUAGCCAACAAGAUCAACAACACCAACUCCAUGGCUUACGUCAAGGCCGCUGUGCGUGACAUGAAGUCGUACAUCAAGCAAAUGAACUACCGUAGCUCCCUGGCAAUUGGCUACGCCACCGACGACGAUGCCACCGUCCGUGAGCAGGUCUCGAACUACCUGGUCUGCGACACGGCCGCAGACUCGAUCGACUUCUUCGGCUACAACAUCUACGAGUGGUGCGGCGUUUCCUCCUACUCCACCUCCGGCUACGAGGAUCGCACCAAGGAGUACGCUGACUACCCCGUGCCCGCCUUCUUCUCCGAGUACGGUUGCAACCAGCCCCGUCCCCGUCCCUUCGGUGACGUGCCCGUCCUCUUCGGCCCCGAGAUGGAGAAUGUGUGGAGCGGUGGUAUCGUCUAUAUGUACUUCGAGACCGAGAACAAGUUCGGCCUGGUUUCCACCAGCGGCAACAGCGUCAAGACCCUGCAGGACUUUGAUAACCUGUCCUCGCAGAUGCUGAAGGCCACACCCACCGGCGUCAACAGCGCCAGCUACACCGCCACGACCACUGUCGGCCGCAGCUGCCCCUCCGUCGACGCCACCUACUGGUUGGCCGCCAGCGCGCUGCCCCCCUCGCCCAACGCCGACCUGUGUGAGUGCAUGUACAAUGAGCUUGAGUGUGUGCCCGUUGACAGCAUCUCCACCGAUAAGAUGACCGACACCUUCAACUACUUGGGUGGCGAGAAGGGCGCCAUGUCCGGUGUCGCGACCAACUCCACCUCUGGCACGUACGGUGCCUACUCCAUGUGCAAUGCUAAGCAGCGUCUCGCCUGGGCCAUGAACCGCUACUACCAGCUGAACAGCAAGAGCGCCGACGCCUGCGGCUUCUCCGGCGCUGCCACCACCAAGAAGGCCGUCACCGCCAGCUCCUGCUCUGCCCAGACUUCCGCCAUGAGCGCCAUUGGCUCUGCUGGCGUCAACUCUGUCGACGCUGGCGUUGCCGCCUCCGGCAGCGCCGGUAGCUCGGGCUCCACCUCCACCUCCAAGGGUGUCGGUGCCAUGACUUUCGGUCCCCAGGCCGUCCAUGUUGGCGCCUGGCAGGCCGGUGCCUACGUGGUUGCUGCGAUCGCUUCUGGAGUCUUCAUGAUCAUGCUGUAA